AUGGGUUGCAUUGUAGCUAUUGAACUUUUCAUUACAGCAAUUCUUCUUGUGUCCACCACCACCUUUAGUUCUGCUGAUACAAGUCCCAUACCAGCCGAUGCAUCGAGCCUGAACACAUGGUUUCAACACAAUGUCAAGCCCCUGGCAGACCGUAAGGGCACCAUAGACCCUGCCCUGGAAGCUGCCGAAGCUAAACCAAGAACCAUUAAAGUUAGAAAAGAUGGAAGUGGAGACUUCAAAACCUUAAAGGAUGCCAUUAACAGUAUUCCAACAGGGAAUAAAGAACGUGUAAUUGUGGACAUUGGACCAGGAGAGUACGUUGAAAAACUCAAGAUUGAGCGUGAGAAGCCUUUUGUUACAUUCUUGGGAUCACCUAGCAACAUGCCAACCUUGUCAUUUGGUGGUACGGCAAGAGAAUAUGGAACUGUUUAUAGUGCUACCUUGGAAGCUGAGGCUGAUUACUUUGUAGCUGCUAAUAUCAUUAUUAAGGGAACCGAGAUAGAUGUGAUUCCUGAUGAAGGAGGGACGUUUAUUACUGCACAAGCAAGGAACAGUGAAUCAGAAGAUACUGGAUUUUCUUUCGUGCAUUGUAAAGUAGAUGGAACUGGCAGUGGGACGCAUUUGGGACGAGCAUGGAUGUCAAGGCCACGGGUAGUGUUUGCUUACACUACCAUGGGUAGUGUUGUUAAUCCUGAGGGAUGGUCCAAUAAUUUCCACCCUGAACGAGAUCAGACGGUUUUAUUUGGAGAAUACAAGUGCGAGGGGCCAGGAGCUGACCCCAAGGGCCGUGCUAGAUCUGGCAGGCAGCUAACCCCCGGCCAAGUAGCACCCUUCAUUUCUCUUGGCUUUAUUGAAGCUUCCAAAUGGCUGCUUCCUCCUCCAAAUUAA
Molecule: messenger RNA, 888 nt
Organism: Dovyalis caffra
Lineage: Eukaryota; Viridiplantae; Streptophyta; Magnoliopsida; Malpighiales; Salicaceae
Source: the annotation of a GenBank genome assembly